Messenger RNA from Haliaeetus leucocephalus (bald eagle), 5117 nucleotides. RefSeq names its product phosphoinositide-3-kinase, regulatory subunit 2 (beta) (gene PIK3R2). Gene Ontology annotation, biological process: phosphatidylinositol phosphate biosynthetic process; insulin receptor signaling pathway. The record is from RefSeq and is a predicted model, not a curated record. Bases 477 to 2660 code for a protein of 727 amino acids. Lineage: Eukaryota; Metazoa; Chordata; Aves; Accipitriformes; Accipitridae. Gene Ontology annotation, molecular function: 1-phosphatidylinositol-3-kinase regulator activity; protein binding. Gene Ontology annotation, cellular component: phosphatidylinositol 3-kinase complex. The transcript has 16 exons.
CGGCGUUCGGGCCCUUUCCCAGGCUGCCGCCGGGCUGGGAGGCAGGAGCGGGCUGGAGCCGAGCGGCGGCGGAUGGGGCCGGCGGAGAGGCACUGGGAAGGGAGACGUAGCAUGCCACGCCAUUCUGGGCUGGAAGCCUGCUGUGCUUUUGCCCCCUGGACUCCAAGAAACCUGCUUCUUUUUUGGUGAAGCGGACCCUGAUCUCCUGUUUCUUUGUUGCAUGCCCGCUCACAAGUGCUGGAUUAUGUUUGUCUCCUUCUCCCUUUGCUCCAUAAUUUGGUUGAAUCGUGGUUUCAAGCUAAGGAAAAGGGGCUGCACCUAAGCGCACCAGGGCACCCGUACCAGGCACCUGGGGUGCUGGUUCAUGCAGAGACAUUCAGAGUGCUGAUGGGGGAGAGCUGCCUCUGAGAUCCCUUCAAUCCUGCCCGAAACGCACUGCCUUACUCUUCAGAGCCCUUCUCCCCACGGCAGAAAGAAUGGGCAGCACCGAUGGGUUCCAGUACCGUGCGCUCUACCCCUACCGCAAGGAGCGUGAGGAGGACAUUGAUCUGCUGCCUGGGGACAUCCUAGUGGUGAGCAAGGGGGCCCUGCAAUCCUUGGGCUUCAAAGACGGGGAUGAGCAGACCCCCAAUCAGAUCGGGUGGAUCCUGGGCGUCAACGAGCGAACCAAGCAGAAGGGCGACUUUCCCGGCACGUACGUGGAGUACGUGGGGCCUGUGAAGAUCUCCGUCCCUUCCCAUCGGCCCCGAGUGCAGAGACCCCUGCCUGCAACGCCGGGGGCCAGCGGCUGCCGGCUGCAGGAUGCUCUGGAGCAAGGGUCUCCUCUCCCGGACUUGCAGGAGCAGUUCAGCCCUCCUGAGAUUGCACCGCCGCUGCUGGUGAAGCUGGUGGAAGCUAUUGAGAAGAAAGGGUUAGACAGCGAGAUGUUGUACAGGACAUCUGGCUCCGAACUGAGGCAAGCGCUGAGAACCGAUUGGACCCUGGGUGACCUGGAGCCCUUUGAUGUGCACUCCCUGGGCGAGGCGCUGCGAGGCUACCUGCAGGACCUGCCUUCCCCCGUGGUACCGGUGUCCGUGCACGGAGACAUCCUUCGCAUCCUGCAGGAGAUCCCACAGCCAGAGAAUUGCCGGAAGCAGCUGCUGCUGGCCCUGGAGUCGCCUGCGGUCCCGCUCCAGAACACGCUCACCCUGCAGUUCCUGCUCCGGCAUCUGGGGAAGGUAUCGCAGCAGGCUGAGAGCAACAGUCUCCACCCUCGGGCCCUGGGAGAGAUCUUCGGCCCCCUUCUCCUCCGGCUGCCUGGUGCCAGCCCAGAGCUGAGCCCUGACUUCUCUGUGCUACUUUUGGAGAUACUUCUGCAGACGAAGGAGUUGGAGCCGGAACAGUUGCCUCCAGCCUUGCCUCCAAAACCACCUAAGCCAAAGCCCAGUGCAGCCAGCUUGGCCAACGGGAACAGUGUGCCCUUGCAGGAUGCCGAGUGGUACUGGGGUGACAUUUCUCGGGAGGAGGUGAACGAGAAGCUACGGGACACGCCGGAUGGUACCUUCUUGGUACGUGAUGCCUCCAGCAAGAUCCAGGGAGAGUACACGCUCACACUCAGGAAGGGAGGCAAUAACAAGCUUAUCAAGAUCUUUCACCGGGAAGGGAAGUACGGCUUCUCAGAGCCGCUGACUUUCGGCUCGGUGGUGGAGCUCAUCACCCAUUACCGGCACGAAUCGCUCGCCCAGUACAAUGCCAAGCUGGACACCAGGCUGCUCUACCCCAUCUCCAAGUACCAGCAGGACCAAGUGGUGAAAGAGGACAGCGUGGAAGCCGUUGGGGAGCAGCUGAAGGUCUAUCACCAGCAGUACCAGGACAAGAGCUGGGAGUACGACCUGCUGUAUGAGGAGUACACACGCACUUCCCAGGAGCUGCAGAUGAAGAGGACGGCAAUCGAGGCCUUCAACGAGACGAUCAAGAUCUUUGAGGAGCAGUGUCAGACGCAGGAGAAAUGCAGCAAGGAGUACAUCGAGCGCUUCCGCCGGGAGGGCAAUGAGAAGGAGGUGCAACGGAUCCUCAUGAACUCGGAGAAGCUGAAGUCUCGCAUCACAGAGAUCCACGACAGCAAGAUGAAGCUGGAGCAGGACCUGAAGAAACAAGCCUCGGAGAACCGGGAGAUCGACAAGCGCAUGAACAGCCUCAAGCCAGACCUCAUGCAGCUGCGCAAACUGCGAGACCAGUAUUUGGUGUGGCUGACACAGAAAGGUGCCCGGCAGAAGAAAAUCAACGAGUGGCUGGGCAUCAAGAAUGAGACGGAGGACCAGUACUCCAUGAUGGACGAUGAGGAGGAGCUGCCCCACCAUGAGGAACGAACGUGGUACGUGGGGAAGAUCAACCGCUUGCAGGCAGAAGAGAUGCUGUGCGGCAAGCGGGACGGCACUUUCCUGAUCCGCGAGAGCAGCCAGAAGGGAUGCUACGCCUGCUCCGUGGUGGUGGAUGGUGACACCAAGCACUGCGUGAUCUACAAAACGGCGACCGGCUACGGGUUCGCUGAACCCUACAACCUCUACGCCUCCCUCAAGGACCUGGUCUUGCACUACAAGCACACGUCCCUGGUGCAGCACAAUGACUCCCUGAAUGUCACGCUGGCUCACCCGGUCCUUUCCCAGCCACCAGCCAGAUGAGCAGCCCGUGCACAACACAGCAGCUGCCUUCAGCUUCUCCCCAGAGCGCUGCUUUCUGGCUCUGGACUCUUGCACCCUGUAUAGUUGAGUCUCUGUGCUCCUGCCCCUCCAGAGCCUCUGAGAUGUCUGUGACCGUUCCUGAUGUCCUUCUUGGUCAGUAGCUGAAACCCGUGUUGGCUGAUGGGGCAAAAAGGCUGAGAUGUUGAUUCCCAGUGGGCUCCAGCCUCUAGGAGGUGGGAUCCAGUUGUGAUUGAAUUGCUGGGGGCAAGCACAGCCCCCUCCCCUUCCCCGAUAAACAGGUCAGAUCCCCUUCUUGCUGGCAGGUCGCCCCACAACGCAACACUGUAGAGCUAGGUUCCCAAUUCCUCGGUGCGCUACGGCAUCAGUCACCGUCCCGGCCGAGCAGCCACAAGCACUGCUCUGAGCAAGGGGCUCCCUGCCUGGAUGCCGGAGGAGGCAGAGGAGGAGGCUCUGCUGAAUGGUUGAACGUGUGCAUCCUCCACUCUUGCUUCCCUCAGUGAUCUUGCAGGCUGAGGUGGUGUCUGGUACGAGGGGUGCUGCUCAUCCUGUGCAGAGACUCAUUUAAAAGGAGAAACCCCAUCCUCCGUGGGGCUUCUUGGCUGAGGUCUCCGCUCUGUGCUGUGCCCCACCUCACCGUCUUGUUCCCUAGUGUCAUAACCACCUCUUGAGUGUUGCUGUCUGGGGAGGGAGGAUCCGGUUAGCGAUGAAUCUUUCGCCUUAGUUGUGCCAACUAAGCUGUGAAAUCCGUGUUGGUACCCGUGUUUUUCCCGGCAGAAUCUAUGGGAUGCACAGCUCGUUGUUUCCGGCUGUCUUCGGUGAAUCUCUGCAAACGUAACCUGUUGAAGCUAACUGUAGCUCUGUAAAUAUGGUUCUUUUUGUAAUCGGCUGCUUACCUAGUACUGGUGUUUGCUGAACUCCCAUUAUGAUAUGCAAGUGUGUGGGCAACAGCUGGCCAGGCUGUUGCAGACUCAGGUCCUGCCAGCUGAAGCAGGAGGGGGCCAAAGUCCGACGCACACUACGAGCCCUACACAAAAUGAAGGACCUCUCUGCUGCAGGAGGACGGUAUCUCCGCUGGGCCACGGGCCUUAGCGCAUAGCAAUGUAUAUGCAUGAUGUCGAACUAUGUAUGCAAAGCACUUAUAAUCAUGAGUACUGUAUGGGGACUUGGGGUGAAAGAGCUGGGGGUUGCUGUAGUGCUGCCCAUCGUAGCUGGCUGGCAUGGGCAGGGAUUUGUUGUGAAUGAGUUCAGAGGGCUCGAGGGCAACGGAGGUGGCCCUGGAAGAGCUUUAAAAGCUGGACCUGGGCUGAGAGUUGAGGCCGUGGUGGCAUUUGCUUUAUUGGGUUAUCCCGUCUGCCUGGCUUGAAGAAAGCAUUAAUUGUUCUCUUGAUUUGCCAGAGAGGCUCUUUCCCUUUUGGAGGCUGCGUCCUCAGGACGGGCUGGUGGAUGCUGUAGGCUUUGCCGCUUCUGUUUUGUGUUGCGACUCGGGCUCUGCCGAAUCUGCGGGGUGCUGUGUGCUCAUGCUCUUCCCACUCUCCCUGUCCUCAGCAUGCCAUCUGCAUCAGGGACCGUGCUGUCCCUCCUCCCCCGGUCAGCUCUGCUGCUCGCCUUGCUCUGGGCUGGUCCCCGGAUCCUUUUGGAUCUGGGAUUGCUGGAGCAAACAUCCCAUUCCUGUUGCUUGUGGCAGCUCUCCUAUGCUUGACUGUACAGACCCCAUUCCCUACUCUGCAUGCCCUCUCCGGACCCUGGGCUGUGUUUUUUGGUUCUGGUUUGUCGGCGUUUGGUGCUCUGAGGAUGCGGGGCAGUGGUGCUGUCCCUGACCCGUCGCAGCCCAGGCACACGCUCGGGUGCCAAAGUGCCACGGAAGGGGCAGGCGAUAGGUCGGGGGAGCUGUGGGGCACACAGCCCGGGAAAGGCUGCAUUUGGCUUUGGGGAUCACUUGGGAAAAGCUGUCAGGGAUAUUUAAGGGAAUAGUUUGGUCUCAGACAUGUGAGAGAUAAGAGCAUGUGGGAAUGGGGCAGGGAGGUCCGGUGCUCAUAGCUCUCUCUGCAGAGGCCUCCUGGGGUCUGUGGGGUGGCCGGGGGGACCGCACCAACACCCCAAAGCUUUCUGCCAGGCCCCCACACUGGUGGCACAUUUUCAGCCUGGGGGGACUCUCUGCUGGUCCUGCGCUCCCAGCACAUCCCUGCACCACAGGGCAGGCUGCAGACAGACGGGAUCCUCCAGCCGCUCGCCCCACAGUGUCUGGCGUCCCCCCCACCACCCCAGCAACGUUAGCUUGGGGCCGGUCCUGCUGGGAAGGUUUGCUCCUGGCUCAUGCCAGGGCCUGCCGAGCAUCUGGGAGAGUCUCAGCUUCAAGCCAUCACCUGUCAACAUUUUGCUUGGUGCUCACCCUGGCUCUGGUGGCUGGGGAAAUUCCAGCUUCUCUUGACAGCUUUU